Parastagonospora nodorum SN15 is the source of this 4113-nucleotide messenger RNA. RefSeq lists its product as hypothetical. NCBI's taxonomy places the organism in Eukaryota, Fungi, Ascomycota, Dothideomycetes, Pleosporales, Phaeosphaeriaceae. The transcript has 3 exons. The coding region runs from base 1 to 4113 and encodes 1370 amino acids. Gene Ontology annotation, molecular function: ATP binding; protein kinase activity. The record is from RefSeq and is a predicted model, not a curated record. Gene Ontology annotation, biological process: protein phosphorylation.
AUGGAGACCAUCAGCAGACUGACACAGCUGUAUUCUGACACCAAGACGUCCUGCGAUGCCGUCGUCGAGCAGGACACAAAGGACAUGCAACCCGAAACAAAUGACCUUCACCGGAAGUUCCGGAUACAGAAGGACCGCCUGAUUACGUGGGGCGUGGACUGGAGCGACAACUCCAAGGGAAAGCAGGGAGACAUCGACGCGAGCGUGGACCAGGCAGGCCUCACAGAGACAGUAACAAGUGUGCUUGGGACCAUCAGGGAGAUAUCAGAUGAGGCUGAAAGGUUGCGGACUGGGGCGCCCGUGGGAAAGUCGCUGUCAGGAGAGAAGAGGAAGGCUGCAUCUGAUGCGCCCUCGUGGGCGGCCGCCGACAGGUCACGUUACGAGGACUUGAUCAAGGACCUGACCACUUCCAUCGACAUCCUCUACGACCUCUCAAGAACACGACGGACACAGCGCAUAGCUUCGCGCAACCCAAGCCCACACUCCAAAGCUGGCCUCGAAACACCGCGACCUGCACAAUCGACGCCCGUAUAUUCCUCGGCAGCCUACAGUGCCUCAGAUUUGACCUUGGUCAACCCUGCAACCUUCCCACUCAAUGCACACACAAACUUCGCCGCUCGAUCGAACCUGCCUCCGAAGCUGGACCAGUCAGAUCUGAUCCUACCCGAAGAAGAGCCUCCGCCAUAUGAGAGCGUUGGCGCAUCUUCCAAUCCGAGAGUACCUCCACCUACUGACCGUCUUGAGCGCCUGCUCUCCAUCCUCACCAAACUUGCCGGCAACCAGAACUUUCAUGGCACUUUGAGGUGUCUCGGCUACUUCGAAGACACUCAGCAACCGCGCUUUGGUCUUGUAUUUGAGCUGCCGACCUCUGUGUAUUCUGGCCCCACUGACCUUCACAAGUCGGUCGAAGAGCUGCGGCCAGUCACACUGCUUAGCGUGCUCCAAACCGGGUCAAAGUCGUCGCACAAUUCCAACAGUGCCACCCCGCCGCUCGAGGAUCGCUUCCGUCUCGCCUUCACGCUCGCUCUGACCUUUAGCAAAAUACAUGGCGACAACUUUGUCCACAAAGAUAUCAACAGCAGCAACAUUGUCGUCUUUCGCAAGUCGAAGCGUCAGUCUGCCAACACUAGAGCCUUGCAAUACACACUUCGAUCUCCAGUGAUCUGCUCGUUCGACCUCUUCUCAGAGUACGACAUCGAGCCGUCCAACACAAUGCCGAAGCUCAACAUCUACCGCCACCCAGACGACCCAAAAUUCACUGGUGUCAAGGAUGCGCCUUACGGUCCUCACUUCGACAUGUACAGCCUUGGCUUGAUCUUGCUCGAAAUUGGACUGUGGCAGCCCCUGGGCGAUUUGUGGAAGCCAAAGUACACCUUGAACGACUUCAAGCGCCGGAUAGAAGAUGUCUACAUUCGUAAGCUUGCGUCCAAAUGUGGCACUGCAUACAUGCAAGUCGUGCGUGAUUGCUUCUGGGCAGCCGACAAUGCCGAAGGUCUGCAGGACCCUUCGCAGCUCUACAACCGUGUCAUCCUCCGACUACAGCGAUGCUGCAUGCUCGAUGAGUCGGAAUCCGGGUUCGACUUGAAUGAGCUCAGGCCAGGCGUCACACCUAUUCAGAGCGCGUCACCACUCAAGCGCAAGAGCGUCAGUCAACCGCAGAACAUAAAUGAGACACCCUCAAGUCCAUCAUAUAGAAGUGCAAAGCGAUGGGCCAUGGAGAAGAGUUCGCAAGCUCUGGAGCGAACUAAGUCUUUGUCGAGAUCAUCGCCCAAGCAGUCUCAAGAAACUUUGUCCCGAGUGUCUUCACAACGCUCACAGCACUCCAUCCGCAAGAGUAUCUCCGAAAGUUUGCGUAUGAUGAGUCCGAAACAGGAAGAAUGGGAAGACCGAGACCCCAUGGAAGAAUCAGGCACUCUUGUCGAUACACCACCCAACUCGCAAGACCGUGGCGAUGUAGCACCUCUAUCGAAUCAGCAAAUCAUCACUGCUGCAGCAACCAUUCAGCGUGCAUGGCGAGCAUCACGUGCUGACUCAUCCUUGCGGGAGGCAACGCUCAAAGGAUACAAAGAAAAGAUCACCGUCAUCCAGAAGGCUUGGCGAGACAGCAAACAGAAGCGGUCAAACACCAUCGAAGCGCUGCUUACCGACGGUAUUCGUCACUGGCCGCAAGCCACGCUAGGCUAUCCGACACCAGAGCCAGAGGUCCGCACUUACGAGCCAAGCAACAACUUUACCACGUCGUCUAUCCAUAUCGAGACUGAUAUGGAGCCUGUCGCUCGUCCCAAGCUACGCCUCUUCCCUGCAACCUUUGCGCCUGAUUUGGUUGAAACUUGGCACACGGCAAUGUUGCCUCGACUUGAGCGCCUCAUUGAGCGCGUACUCAAGGACUCCGACGAGACGAUCAGUAUCGACCUCGUUGCCAUUGGCGACAUGCAAGAAAAGGCCAGACCCACCAUUUUCGUCACUUGCAGCAGUGUCGCAAAGGUGAAGGCCAUCCUCGCCCGUCGGUUCCGCUACGAUGAGAACAAAUUUGAUCUCAAGGUGCGCCGUGGUAAGCUUCGACGUUCAAAGAUGAGUCGAUCUUCUCGGAGGGUGCAUCCUCCGCAUCGCUCAAUGAUGAACACCGACAACUACAAUGCCGACAUGGCUGUCAUCAAUCCCUACCAUCAACAGCGCCCACUUUGUGGAGCAUCUAUUGGUGCUUUCAACGGUGAGCAUCUCCCACCAGUCUCUUACGGUGGAGUAAUCCUGGUCGAUGACGAGCCAGUUGGCAUGACCGUGCAUCACUUGCUAGAUGCUCCAUCUGACGAUGAGAGCGAGGCUGGCGAUGAAUAUUCAGCCUACCCAAAAGAUCCGGUCUUGUCAAGCGCAAGUGGCAAUAGCAAUCCGUGGUUGAUGGGCAUGGGUGCUCAACCAGAUCUUGAACUUGAUUCUGAAGAGCCUGCAGCAAUGUGGGAUCUGGAGCUUUCGGACGAUGAGGAUAUGAAGAGUGAUGACGGGGAUGACGCAGAGUCAUUCGACCUCUCCGACUCAGAGUUCGACUCGGAUGAGGAAAGCGUACCCGAGCUCAUGAGCGACUCUACAUUCUCGCGCGUUACAACCGGAGACAUCGAAGGCAUCCAGCCCGGCUCAAGACAAGACAUCAAAAUCACACAGCCAGCAAUAGAUGAUGUAGACGAAGACUUCUUCCCCAACGAAGAAGAUCGCGACGAAGAGCACCUCCUUUCCCACGAGCUCGGCCACGUGCACGCUUCAUCUGGCAUAAGACGCUGGAAGCGCGCUGGCAUCGUCCACGAAAUCGACUGGGCCCUUCUCAAGCUCAACGAAACCCGCAUCCAACCCUACAAUAUAUGCCAAGGAGGCCGCCGCUUCUGCUUUGGCGGCAUGAAGCCCGACCAGCAAGCAAUCGCCUCAAAACUCUCACAACCCGUCGACCGCCGGCACUACACCCCCGACGAAGACGAGUACCCCAACGGCGUCGCCAACGCUGACAACCUCGGCGGCAUGAACGUGCACUGCUUCGGGCGCACCACGGGCCUGCAAGGCGGCAUGAUCAACCCAGCCAUGUCCUCGGUGCGCAUCUACCGCCGCAAGACCUUCUCGCGCAGCUGGUCCGUCGCGGGCGGCUUCGGCGUCGGCGGCGACUCUGGCGCCUGGAUUGUGCAGAACGGCACUCACCAGGUCGUCGGCCACGUCCUAGCCUGGUGCCAGCGCAACCACAUCGCAUACCUUUGCCCGAUGGAAGUCCUCCUCGAAGACAUCAAACGCACGCUUGGCGCGAAACGUAUAUAUCUGCCUGGCUCCGCGCAGCAGUCGCUUUAUGCUACCAAAUCCCGCAAGGUUUCCGUGAAAGCGGGCGAGCACUCGGGUGCGAGCACCGAGGUCGAUGAUAUUGAGAUUGGUGUACAGGGUCUCGGGAUUGUGGACUCGGCGGUGGAUAUGCGCUCGACGCUUGGGACGGGGCCGCCGAGUGGAGGCGUGUGGAUGCACAACGGGCGGAUUAAUUUUCCGAGCGCGGAGAGUGAUAAGGAGAAUGGUGGGGCGAUGAGGAGUCGGAUUAUGAAGGUUAAGGAGGGGAGGGGAGGCGGGUUGGAGAUGGCGGUUGUGCCGUAG